CCUAGGAAUGCUACCUAACAGUAUACAUAUUCUGUUCACAUAUUGGACGUAUGUGUGCCAAAAACAUCAUCUUCCUCGUUUUGUUUUCUUAUCCACUUGGCGAUGUGCUUUUAUUUUGAAAGUGUAUCGCUCGACAUCCGGCGUUGACCCCCUUCCAUUCAAUCCAUGCUUCGUGGCUCGGGAUCUAUUGAGCAGCCUAAAACGCGAAGCAGAAAACGGGGAUUCGGUCUGCCUUCCUCCGCUGUCAGUCAGACACAUUAAAACAACCAUAGUCAUUUUUAACUGACUAAUCAAUCAGUCAUUAUCAGGGACAUUGAAUUUACCUGUGCACGUGAUGCGGCUGUUGGUUAAAUGUGACGUUUGAGGACAAGACAGACAAUCGGGCGCCGGGCAUGUCGCUGCAGCUUUGCGUCAAAACCGGCUAAAGCUAAACAGUGGUGCGACAAGUCAGCAAGAAAUACGCGUUAACAGCCACGUUUCCAGACAGACAGCACACGGGUUAUUUUUGGUACGGUUGCUGUCGUGCACAUGCUGCGUUUUAGUGGUGUGAGCUAACCUAACAUCUGUGCAAAAGCUGUCACAAGAAAUAGCUCCUUUUUAAACCCGGUAUUUAGAGGUUGGUUUCUCCAUUUACCAGUUUUCUGAAGCGACUUCAACUACACAUGUUGGAAUACAGAUAAAGAAAGAGGAGAUUUAUUGUAUUGCGCAACAUUGUGUUGGAUCAUAGCGUUAAACACAUGAGGCCCAGUUGAAAAAGAUGGACCUGAAUUUUUAUUCGGAUUUAACGGACGGUACCGGGCAGCACGACGGUGAUCCAGAGUUUCUGGAUCCUCAGUCUUUCAAUGGCUUUGACUCUGACAACAAGUUCCCUGGAGGCAGUGAUAACUACCUGACCAUUUCAGGGGCCGGACAUCCCUUCCUCUCCUCUUCAGAGUGUGCCACUAAACCCAUUGACCUCUUCAACCUCGCUGGAUCCGCUGGUGGAACCUUCCACACCCCCAGCCUCGGCGAUGAGGAGUUCGAGAUUCCUCCCAUCUCUUUGGACCCCGACUCCGCCCUCACCGUGUCCGAUGUGGUGUCCCACUUCGGGGAGCUGUCGGACUCCGGCCCCCCCGAAAGCGUUGUGGUGCCCGGGAACGCCGUGGUGGAAGGGGACGACCCCUCGUUCGCCUCCACCUUCGUCAACGCCCCGUCUCAGGGCCUGGAGCACCUGAGUCUGGGCGUCAUCAACCAAUCAGGAGGGAGCGCUCUGCUGGGGUCGUCACUGGGAAUGGACCUCGGGCAUCCAAUCGGGUCUCAGUUCAGCAGCUCGUCCCCGGUCACCAUCGACGUCCCAAUGGGGGACAUGAGCCAGGGCUUGCUGGGGUCUAACCAGCUGACCACCAUCGACCAAUCAGAGCUCAGCGCCCAACUGGGGCUCGGUUUAGGAGGCGGGAGCAUGCUGCAGCACCCCCAGUCUCCCGAUAACCAUCUGUCGGCCACGGCGUCGCCCACCAGCUCGCUCCAGGAUGACGACAUGGACGACUUCAGAAGGAUAGGGCAGAUAGACUGGAAAGGGGGAGACAGGGGUGAGGACAUGCAGCAAAGGGCCACGGGUUGGAAUCGAACCCCGGCCGCUGCGGUUAGGACUCAGCGUUGUUACAUGAGUUUCCCGCUCUACCAGAGCGUCCUGGUGGAGUCUCCGGUCUCUCUCGCGGUUUCCCCCGGAGUCAUCUCCCUCGACCCGUCAAUGUCCGAGUCCCCGAUCUCCGCCCCGACCUCAAGCAUCUCCCCGGCAGUCGGGAGGAAAGGAGGAGCUGGAGGGAAGAAGGAGAAGGAGAAGAAGAAGAAAGACCCCAACGUGCCUCAGAAACCCGUGUCGGCCUACGCCCUGUUCUUCAAGGACACUCAGGCGGCCAUUAAAGGACAAAACCCCAACGCUACCUUUGGAGAUGUUUCUAAGAUAGUCGCCUCCAUGUGGGACAGCCUGGGGGAGGAGCAGAAACAGGUUUACAAGAGGAAAAACGAAGCGGCAAAGAAGGAUUACCUGAAGGCGCUGGCAGAGUACAGAUCUGGACAGAUUUCUCAGGCCCCUAUUGAAGUCAUGGACACCUCCUCAUCGCCACCAUCGCCUCCACCUACAGCAUCUCCCGCUGCCAUAGCAACAGCAGCCUCCAGCCUCGCCGCCCGCAUCACCCGGUCCCAGCAUUACAACCCCGAGGAGAACACCAUCACCAACAUCUGCACCUCCAACAUCAUCCUGGACCUGCCUCAGGUCACCACGCGGUCCCGCACCGGUGCUACAAAACCCCCACCUCCACGAGCCCCUACCCCCCCGCCGCCGAACCCCCCCACCGUCACCAAGAUCAUCAUCAAGCAGUUGCAGCUGCCGUCGGGUGUGAUUCUGACGACCACCACCGCGCCUCGCCAGCCGCCGCCGCUGCAGCAGAUGCAGAGCGCACCUCCUCCGCCGCGGCUGCAGCAGAUGGUGCACGCUCAGGCGCCCCCGCCCCUGCAGGCGAAGCCGCGAGCCGCCGCCACAGCGCCGCCCCCGCUGCAGAUCAAGGUGGUGCCGUCGUCGAAGCAGCCGAUCAUCGUGACGUCGGCGGGGGAAUCGCCGUCCUCGGGUCUGGCGGGUGAGAUGGGACAGUCUGGGGAUGUGAUGACGGAAGGAGAGGAGGUGGCGGAGGCGGAGGAAGGGAUGGAGGUUGAAGUAAACGUAGCCACGGUCCCGAGUGUGACCCCCCCCACCAGCCGUAACAUCUGUGUCCGCGCCGGCUGCACAAAGCCCGCCGUGGAGAGCAAAGACUGGGACCACGAGUACUGUAGCAACGAGUGUGUCGCCACACACUGCAGAGAUGUGUUCAUGGCCUGGUGCGCCAUCCGAGGGCAGAACUCCACCACCGUCACAUAGGGAGAGGACAUCUCUGACCUAAGAGAAGUGUUACACGGAGAGAAAAGGACAAAGGAUAACACGUGAAAUGCAAAAGAGCAGAGCGAUGAAAUGAAAUGAAUGAUCAGGCUCAGGUAUCGGCACAUAACGGUCUGUUUUAUCAUGCCUCAUUGACGACGAGAACCAAAAGAGGUUCUGUCGCAGAGGAAAGUAUUCGUAAAAUCACUACAAUAUACUUUACUGUAAGCGACACUCUGGAGCAGAAAAGCAACUCUUGCAGUGGGACUGUCGGAUCACAAUGAAGAUAAAGCAGAAGAACACACCUCCAGUUCAUCAUCUAUUGUGAUCUCAAGUAUGGACUGGAUAUAUAAAAACGUUUUAUAUGAAAUAACUGUGUUAAUUAAUGGAAAGGAAAUCAUGAAUUUUUGAGUUUCAUUUUCUUCAGACUUCCACUUCCCAUGUGUACGCUCUUCCCUUUACUGUUAGAAUGAGGAUCGACUGAAGCGAAUGUAAUCUAAAUGUGUCAUUGAUCUCUUUGGUGAUCAGCUUUUGGCGCAGAGUUACUUUCCUGAUGUUUUGCACAAACCAGCAACCACUGGGCCAAGCACAAACAACCUAAAUGUCUUUAGGAGCCAUUCAAAGGGUGUUUGUGAUUUUGAGACAACGUGGACAUAAAUCGGCCACUGCUAGUUGGUCACAUGAUAAGCUACUUUUUGGGGGAAAUAAACUACCGCCAUGCAAUAGAUUUUAAUUGAAACUUUAAACAGGUGCUUAAAUCCAGUAGAAAAUAUAACUCUGUUUGGAAAAAACCUCCAAAAAGACGAGAGCUUUUUCAAAAAUGAGGUGCAAAUUUUGAUUGGUGAAAAUCAUUUGUGGUGACAUGCUACUGUAAGGGGGAAAGGGAAUACUACACGACGAAGCUUUACUUUCUAACAUGAAACCGUUUAAUUUAAGACAUUUUGAUUCAGGUCUGAAUAAUUAAGGAAGGAAGUGUUUGCUUCCAGGAAAAAAAACUGUUUCCAGUCGGAUGAAACGCAGACAUCUGUUCUGGUGUAUUGUAGAUAUCCUGUAAAUGUUUUUAAUCAUGAAAUAAAGUAUUUUAUGUUUUAAUAUA
Eleginops maclovinus (Patagonian blennie) is the source of this 3986-nucleotide messenger RNA. RefSeq names its product TOX high mobility group box family member 4 b (gene tox4b). The record is from RefSeq and is a predicted model, not a curated record. Gene Ontology annotation, biological process: regulation of transcription by RNA polymerase II. Gene Ontology annotation, molecular function: chromatin DNA binding. Gene Ontology annotation, cellular component: nucleus. The transcript is spliced from 11 exons. Lineage: Eukaryota; Metazoa; Chordata; Actinopteri; Perciformes; Eleginopidae. The coding region runs from base 758 to 2893 and encodes 711 amino acids.